Fusarium keratoplasticum is the source of this 390-nucleotide messenger RNA. Its product is annotated as Small nuclear ribonucleoprotein E. Gene Ontology annotation, molecular function: RNA binding. NCBI's taxonomy places the organism in Eukaryota, Fungi, Ascomycota, Sordariomycetes, Hypocreales, Nectriaceae. Bases 100 to 390 code for a protein of 96 amino acids. Gene Ontology annotation, cellular component: U2 snRNP; U4 snRNP; U5 snRNP. The transcript has 5 exons. The record is from RefSeq and is a predicted model, not a curated record. Gene Ontology annotation, biological process: spliceosomal snRNP assembly; mRNA splicing, via spliceosome.
GUGAUCGAAAACGACCUUGAAAUCUCGCCCUCUCAUCCCAAUCUACGGUCCGACGACGCUCUCGCUGUACCCAAGAACUCUUGCGCUCCCCGAUUCACAAUGACUGGUCGCGGUGGUGGCGGCGGUCGCCGCGUUCUCCUCUUGCCCAUUAACUUCAUCUUCAAGCUUCUCCAAUCACAUGCUACCGUCAGCGUCUGGCUUUAUGAGCAGCUCUCCAUUCGCAUCGAGGGCAAGAUUCGGGGCUUUGACGAGUUCAUGAACCUGGUUAUCGACGACGCCGUCGAGGUUAAGCAGAUCACCAAGACCAACGACAAGGAGACUCGGAGACCUCUGGGCCAGAUUCUGUUGAAGGGAGAUAACGUGUCAUUAAUCCAAAGCUUGGCUGGUUGA